UUCACUCCAUUUUUUACCUACUUAAGUAAAGUGAUCACAGGGACCAUACCUGACAUUACUCAGCUGCAGACAUGGAUAUCCAACUAGAGAACUACUCAGAACGGAAUCUGGCUAAGGACUCAAGGAGACAGCAACCAAAAGGCAAGGGCACGGAAAGCUCCGUUUUACUGUUCGAACAGCAAAUAUCCUCUGUGGAAUCAAACCUUCAAAAUGCUUCUCAGGAUCAUCAAGUGAACGACAAGAAUGACAACUGCAAAGAUUCAAAAUCACCUCCAGAGAAGCUCAUUGCUGGGAUCCUGGGAGUCUUCUGUCUCGCCUUGAUGUAUACUGUGGUUAGAAUGAAGCAUUUUCUUCCCACAUAUCAGUGUGGUUGUAGUCCAGAUGAGUGGUUUACAUAUUCCAACAAUUGUUAUUACAUUGGCAUUGAAAGAAAAGCAUGGACUGAGAGUCAGAUGGCCUGUGCUUCCAAGAACUCUAACCUGCUUUAUAUAGAUAAUGAAGAAGAAAUG
Molecule: messenger RNA, 509 nt
Organism: Hipposideros armiger (great roundleaf bat)
Lineage: Eukaryota; Metazoa; Chordata; Mammalia; Chiroptera; Hipposideridae
Product: NKG2-A/NKG2-B type II integral membrane protein-like
Exons: 3
Biological process (GO): positive regulation of natural killer cell mediated cytotoxicity; stimulatory C-type lectin receptor signaling pathway
Source: RefSeq, a predicted model, not a curated record